AUGAGCUCUCAUACUAAUCACGAUGUUAUCAGUCUCAGCGAUUGGAGUGACACCAAGCUCGACAAGAGGGAUCAUAUCAUUGCAGUGAAAGAGGCUAAUGAUUUGGAGGUGGUUGAAGUGAUAGAAGUUGGUGAGGUGGGCGAUGUUUCGUCAGCCGACUACUCAGUGAUCACAUCCCGGUCCAAACCAAACAAGACGUGGAAAACACUGCUAUGGGACUCGGCAAACAAAAGUCCUGGAGAGAAACAUCUAUUAAUAAAACUGGACUGGUUUCUCUUGUCGUCGGUGAUGCUAGGUUACUUCAUCAAGACCCUCAAUCAGAACAAUAUCAACACCGCCUACAUGAACGGCAUGAAGGAAGACUAUGGCAUGAGCGGCAGCCAGCUCAACUACCUCCAGACAGUCUGGAUUGUGGGAUACAUUGUUGGCCAAGUUCCAAGUAACCAGAUUCUACAGAGAACAAGUGCACGUUACUACCUGGGAUGCUUGGAACUCGUGUGGAUGGCUCUGACAUUUCUGACACUCACAUGCACCAAUAUCAAGUCUCUCUACGCUCUGAGAUUCUUUGUGGGGCUCACCGAAAGCGGGUUCUUUCCUGGAGUCGAGUACCUGCUCGGAUCAUGGUACAAUAAAGACGAACUCACCAAGAGGUCUGCUCUAUUUGCAGUCUCUGGUAUCGCAGCUUCCAUGGUCACAGGAUACCUCCAGGCGGCCGUUAUACAUGGUCUAGAACACACCGCUAUCACUCCCUGGAAGUGGCUCUUUGUGUUUGAUGGUAUCAUUUCAUUUCCAGUGGCACUUUACACCAUGUUCGUCAACCCAAACACACCGGAGACAACUACCAGCUGGUACUUCACCAAGGAAGACAUUGCUAUAGCCAAGGAGAGAAGAGCACAAAUCGGCGAUACCGGUAACAAAGAAGAGCCGUUCUUGCAAGUUUUGAAACGCUCUUUGAAAACCUGGCACAUUUAUUUCUUCUCUCUCAUCUUUCUUUGCUACAAUAACACCUGUAUUGCCAGCACCCAACCUUCCAUGAUCUCCUGGCUCAAGUCUCAAGGAUACACACCUACCCAAUAUAACGUGUACCCCUCGGCAGUUGGCAGGGUUGGAAUAGGAGUGACUCUGAUCAUGGCUGUGGUUUCGGACGCUUUUGGAGGUCUCAACUACCCGUUUGUUGCAGCCUACUUUGUCGUGCAGAUAAUAGGAUCGGCGAUGCUGUCUUACUGGAACAUCUCCGACGGCGCAAAAUGGUUUGCCUACUUCGCCAUUGGCGUUCCAACCGCCUGGGGACAACCGAUGAUCUUCUCUUGGCUGAACAGAAGUCUCUAUCGAGACUACAAGAAACGCAACCUGGUAGUCAGUAUCACCAGUGAUAUGGCGUACGUUACCCUAUCAUGGGUUCCUAUUCUGACUUGGAAUGCCCAGGACAUGCCCCGAUACUUUAUAGGAUUCACCUACAACGCCUGCUUGUCUUCUUUAGGGCUGGUCCUGACCGUCAUUGCUACUUACUUGUGGAAGAGAGACUUGUCGAGCAAGUCGGUAGCGGACGUUUGA
Yarrowia lipolytica CLIB122 is the source of this 1554-nucleotide messenger RNA. RefSeq lists its product as uncharacterized. Gene Ontology annotation, molecular function: transmembrane transporter activity. Gene Ontology annotation, biological process: transmembrane transport. NCBI's taxonomy places the organism in Eukaryota, Fungi, Ascomycota, Dipodascomycetes, Dipodascales. The record is from RefSeq and is a predicted model, not a curated record. Gene Ontology annotation, cellular component: membrane.